Molecule: messenger RNA, 1419 nt
Organism: Thecamonas trahens ATCC 50062
Lineage: Eukaryota; Apusomonadida; Apusomonadidae
Product: CCDC77 protein
Exons: 2
Coding region: 1-1419 (472 amino acids)
Cellular component (GO): centrosome
Source: RefSeq, a predicted model, not a curated record
AUGUCCACCGCCGAGUCACUUCCCCUCUCACAUUCUCUUCUCAACUACUACCGUGCACGCAUUGAGGAGUUUGAGGCCGAGCGUGCGCUGCUCAUUCGCAAGAUCGAACAGUGUGAUGUCUCACACGAGGUCAUGCAUCGGACUCAAUGGGAGAGCAGGAAGAAGGCAGAGGAGAUCGAGAGCUUGCAGAGAGCUCUCAAUGAGGCUCAUUUGUAUGUGUAUGACGAGCGCCAGCAGCUGCUGCAAGUGUAUGCAGAAAACGAUGAGAUGCGCGUGCAGGAGCUGGAGGAUCGGAGGAAGAUCAAGCAGCUGCUCGCCCUGACAAAGCCGGUCGCCUCAGAGGUCACCUACAUGCCCGGCCGCGAGCCUGUCCGCAUGCGCCGCUUUCUCGGUGCCGACGCCGAUGUUGAGGCUGCCGACGCCACAGAUGGCGCGGGCGCGGGCACAGGCGCCUCGGAUGAGAACAACAAGCCCAUGGGAUCGUCGACAUGGUCGGCAGCCGCCGAGUCGCGCAAGGCUCCGCACGUGGAGGCCCCACCGCGUGCCCCCCAUCCGGGUUCGGCUGUCCCACCUGGUGCCCGCAAGUCUGGCGUCCGCGUCCUUCGCACUGUAUACAUGCCGAACGAUGAGAAUGACACCCUGCUGCUGACCAUCGAGACCCUGAGGGCCCAAGUCGCCGAGCGCGACCAGCUGCUGGCAGAGACCAAGGCCGCGUACAAGGAGGACCGUGCCCGCCUGCUGGAAGAGGCCGAGGUGCGCCGUCUGCACGACGCAGCCAAGAUCGACGAGCUGCUCAAGGCCAAUGCAUCGCUGCAGGCCCUCCUCACCGCCAACACCAAAGAGUAUCUCACCUUCCGCCACAACGCCCAGAUGACCCAGCGGCUGAUGAAGGAGGACAACGAGGCCCUGCUCGAUGCCAACAAGCGGCUCCGCUAUGAGGCUCAGGACGCCAACUCGCGCGCCCGCCUCGAGUCCAAGGUCGCCGCCAAGUCGGCCUCGGCCGCCGGCAAGGAGGUCGCCGCCCAGCUCCGUGCCACCGCCAAGGCCGCCAAGGCUGCCGCCGCCAAGGCCGAAGCCGCCCGCAGCGCCGACGCCGAAGCGUCGUCCGCCAAGAUCAAGGCCCUCACCGAGCGCGUCAACAUGCUCUCCAACGAGCUUGGCCGUGAGUCCAAGCGCUGGGCUCUCGAAAAGGAGGGCUACGUCAACCAGGUCCAGCAGCUCAAGGACGAGCUUGCCCGGUCGCAGGCGACCCUCUGGCGGGUCCAGGCCGAGGCAGCCGGCAACGGCGCCGACGACUAUGAGCUCGAAGUGCUCAACGCCGCCCUCGCCACCGCAGGCCGUUCCAAGGCUGUCGUUGGUGGCCUCAACCGGCUCAAGGCCCGCGUUCGUGCCAUGGAGGCCGCCGCCGCCGAUCAGUAG